AUGCGCCAUGACUAUGAGGCGCAGGAAAAGGUCAAGUACAUCACAUCACCUGUUUGGGGGGCCAUCUUCCUCGACCUCACCUUCCUUUAUUACCUAGAUAUAGUCUCCGAUCCAGAUGACGCCGAAAAGGAACGGGCAAGAGAACAUCGUCGCAGAACCCCGGUCGGCCUCGUUGGCGUCGGAUGUGCCACUCACUGCCUCGAUGAAGUUCGUCGCGGCCUCGGCUGGGCGGAGCAAAUCUCCCCUGAGACUUGCACCCAGGAUCUUGAUAAAGGAGUGCGAAAUGCUUUAUUGUACGAGUCGCAUGGAAUCCUUAUCUACGUUUUGGCCGAGGAAAACGCUCCUGUGAACAGGAUUACUCCCCAAUACUUGUUUUUUAUGGACUCUUUGCCUCUUUGA
This is a messenger RNA of Penicillium samsonianum, 399 nucleotides long. RefSeq lists its product as uncharacterized. Lineage: Eukaryota; Fungi; Ascomycota; Eurotiomycetes; Eurotiales; Aspergillaceae. The record is from RefSeq and is a predicted model, not a curated record. The coding region runs from base 1 to 399 and encodes 132 amino acids. The transcript is spliced from 2 exons.